GGUGGUGGUACGAGGAAGAGGAUGGGGCGGGGGAAGACGCAGAUGAAGCUGAUAGAGGACCGGACGAGCCGGCGGGUGGCCUUCUCCAAGCGCCGCAGCGGCUUGCACAGGAAGGCUUUCCAGCUCUCCGUGCUCUGCGAUGCCGAGGUCGCCCUCAUCGUCUUCUCCCCAGGCGGCAGGCUCUACGAGUUUGCCAACGCCGGCAUGCAGAAUACAAUUGGACGUUAUAAUGAGACAAACACAAAGGAUAGUACUAGCAACCAGGUACAUCAAGAUAUAGAGAAAAUAAAAGCUGAUGCAGAGGCCUUGUCAAAGAAGCUCGAUGCUCUUGAAGCAUACAAAAGGAAAAUUUUGGGUUCUAAUUUAGAAGAAUGCUCUAUUGAAGAACUGCAAAGCAUAGAGGACAGAACUGAAAAAAGCCUUCUUAGCAUCAGAACAAUGAAGGCUCGGCGGUUGGAAGAGCAGCUCGCUAAGCUGAGGCAGAAUGUGGUGAAGUUGAGCCACCACAAACAAGAACUAUAUUUCCAGUACCAGAAGGAGCACCACCUUGCGAUGGCGGCGGCAGCCUCUGCUAUGGCAACCUUCCCAGACGACGAUGACCACCACGACGUCAUGGAUGUGGAGACGGAGCUAUUUCUUGGAUUGCCUGGCUCAAGUCGUUCAUAA
Molecule: messenger RNA, 666 nt
Organism: Triticum dicoccoides
Lineage: Eukaryota; Viridiplantae; Streptophyta; Magnoliopsida; Poales; Poaceae
Product: MADS-box transcription factor 50-like
Exons: 6
Coding region: 22-666 (214 amino acids)
Biological process (GO): positive regulation of transcription by RNA polymerase II
Cellular component (GO): nucleus
Molecular function (GO): DNA-binding transcription factor activity; protein dimerization activity; RNA polymerase II transcription regulatory region sequence-specific DNA binding
Source: RefSeq, a predicted model, not a curated record